Culex quinquefasciatus (southern house mosquito) is the source of this 833-nucleotide messenger RNA. RefSeq lists its product as uncharacterized. Gene Ontology annotation, molecular function: odorant binding. Lineage: Eukaryota; Metazoa; Arthropoda; Insecta; Diptera; Culicidae. Bases 45 to 659 code for a protein of 204 amino acids. The record is from RefSeq and is a predicted model, not a curated record. The transcript has 2 exons.
ACAGUUCGCCACAAGUUCAGUAUUGUUCCGACAGUUGUUCCAGAAUGAAGUCUUUCCUUGCAUUAGCGGUUUUUGUUGCGGUUUUCUGCUUCGGGAACGCCUCACCGACGUCCCAGAACGCGACCGGGCUGCGACACCGGUUCCGGCGGGACGCCUCCGUACGGUGCUGCAACGACGGCUUCGAGGACACCGAGAACCAUGCUAAAGUGGCGGAAGUUCGACACGAGUGCGCCGAAGAGCUGGGACUCAGCGAAAUGUCCGAAGAGGAACUGCUGAAGGACCGUGAACAUCUGAUCUGCCUUGUAGAAUGCAUCACCAAGAAGCACGAGCUGGCGGAUGAGCACGGCAAUCUGCACCACGACGAGCUGGAAAAGGCCAUCCAUGAGCACUUUAGCGUAGCCGAGUGGAAGGCACCGCUGCUGGAUGGGUUCAUUAAGGAGUGUUUCGACGAGGCCGAGGAUGAGCACGCCCACCAUGAGACCGAGGAGGGCAAGUGCAACGAGGAGGGAUUCCAGUUUGCGUACUGUCUGUGGAGACACUUUACGCUGGCCUGUCCGGAGGAGAUGCAGGACAAGUCCGAACGCUGCGAGGGAAUCAGAAGCAAACUGGUGAGCAACGAAAAGGUAAGCUUCUGGAACAACGAUAUCGACGAGUCGUAAAGAAGCUUUCGAAAGGGGGUAAUAGUAAUAGUAAUGGAGCGGAAGCUUUUGCGACUGCGAAAGCACGGCGUAGAUAAGCAGUGAAAACGGAGGUAAGCGUUACGUACAGUUACAAAAGUGUUGUUGUUGUACUUGUUCUUAUAUGUAAAAUAAAUAUUAUCUGAUGCAAGUUAA